This is a messenger RNA of Leucoraja erinaceus (little skate), 1272 nucleotides long. RefSeq lists its product as uncharacterized. Lineage: Eukaryota; Metazoa; Chordata; Chondrichthyes; Rajiformes; Rajidae. The record is from RefSeq and is a predicted model, not a curated record. The coding region runs from base 104 to 1066 and encodes 320 amino acids. The transcript has 9 exons.
CACGUGGGACGGACGGACCCGAGGAUGACGUACUCGGUGACGGUCACGUGGGACGGAGCCGGCGCCGGCGCGUGCUGCGCGCGGGUGACGGUUGGCCGCCGCCAUGUUGGUGAGCGACGCCAUGGCGUCUUCCAGCCUCAGCCUCGGGCCCCGCGCUCUCUGCUCGCUGGGACUGAUCACCGUCCAAGCCGUGUUGUCUAAAAUUAUAAUAACAGUCAAUAACACAUAUGCUCAUUCAACGAUCGAACUUAAAUGCCUAUCUACAGUGCAUGUUACCAGCUAUGAAUGGUUCAAAGGGAAUGUCAGUGCAACUGAUUUUUAUAAACUAUCCAAGGACAAUACCACCAUCUAUAUCCCUGAUGCUGUUUUUGAUGAUUGUGGAGUUUAUAAGUGCGUCACAAGACAUCAUGGCCUCAUUGCAGCACAAGAAUUCAACUUAAUUAUUGAUGGUAUCCUUCCAUUUGAAUACAAGAUAAUAUCAGUGGCUAUUAUUGGUCUUGGAUGUAUGCUGACCUCAGUUAGUGCCUUCAUGCUUUCAACGGUAUUUCGGUACACAGAUAAGAUAGCACAAACUUCCCUGAUUGUCCUAUGCCUGCUAUUCCUGAUGACAUCACUGAUUAUGCUUCUAACUUCUACUGUAUUAUGGAUUGCAGUAGAUGGUUGGACUGUGGAAUCAAUGUGCCUCCUGAUCUUUUCAGUUCUUUUCAUACUUUCACCAUUCGUAACAUAUAUUGGAAGGAAAUUGGGUCGAUGUGCACGUGAUUUGGCAGAUAGCUGGCUCCCAAUCCUGAUCGCCUUGUUUGUACAUCUAACAAUCAUCACCACAGUCAUUGUGAUCAUGAGGAAGUAUCAAUAUGGUGAGGAAGGAUGUGCAUCUGAAAUGCCUUUGCUACAUCGAUUACUUUUUGCACUUGGUUCACCCUUUGCAUUAUGUACAUUGGUCUACAUUUACAAGAAAAUAACCAACAUAAUUAGAGACUAUCGGCUGCAGUCUGCAGCCCAGGAGGAAGAAGAAGAAAGUGAGGGUGAACCAGAGAGAGAAGAAUCUGAACCAACACUGGCCUGAUCAGCUUCCAGCCGCCUGCAAUGGCUGAAGAUGUGACAAAGUCACGCACGUGGCUUCCUGAAUGUACAACUAUGGCCCUGGUCUCCACGUGCACAGUGAGGGACGUAGCACUGACCUGCUCGCUGCACCACUGAGGAGCCGAGAAUUGGCAGUCACAACUCACCUCCUCAUAAUCUGAAUACAGCAAUCUGCUCCUGUUCAGCACC